UGGGAUUUAUACACACCCAGCUUCAUCUAAUUUCGCCUCAUUUCCCCAUUAGCAUAUGUUACGCUAUGUUAGACAAGACUGUUUGCCCUGGCUUAGCUAGUGUGCUGCGGCUGAUCGAAAAAGGCCCCAUCCUUUCAGACAGACCGCCAACCUUUCACAAUUCAAGGUUGCUUGGCCAUGAAAAAUGGCUAGGAUAAGUAAUGCCCUUUAUAGUAAACGCAUUCUACCUAAUUAUAUCACCCGUUUCUCUAUCCUCCAAACGGCCUCGUUUAUCGUUGAUACUCUCUUCGGGCGAGUGAACAGGCUCAUCACUUUCACUCUCCACAUCAAUCCCGCAGCCGAGAAUGGAAUCCAAAAGCUCGCGUUUGGAGCUACCUGGCUUCGGAAAACCUCUGACCCUGUUGUCAGAGGACCAGAAGGAAGAAUUUUUCCUGCAUGCGCUAUCGGAGCAUCGACGGUUUGCGAGUAAGGGCCUCAAACUUCGGGAGAUCCGCAUGAUGGAAUUUACGAACCAAAUUACGGACAAGCCCGAAUGGGAUCGCAAAGUGGUUGACGAGGAAAUCGUGAGCAAGUGGUGCAAGGAGGCAAUGGGCCCUGAGGCGCAGGCCACACACCUCGAUGGCGAUGUAUAUAUGUCUCAAAAAAUGUUCGAUAAUUGCAUUAAAGAGCUCCGCGACAAGGCCAUCGAGUAUCGGAAUACUGGAAUAGUCAGUAUCCUUGAUGCAGAGGUUGCAGUAGCUAAAUCAGACUCGGCUAUCCCGACUUCUCUGGCCGAGUUGCUGAAAGCUGCUGUGAAGCCCUUAGAGGACGUGCCAGACCAUCAGAAAGAUUGGCAUCCCGGGUCAAACAACAAGGUCCUAGAUCUACUACAUCCGUCACUUUUCCCAAUGGUCUACGGUACGUCGCGGGUUCUGCCAUACGGCAAGGUUCCCCUUCGCGGCUGUGCGGAAUUCACUGGUAGUGGCGAAACCUAUGAUUUGCCCUAUAAAGAACCACGAAGAGGAGAACCGUGUAUGUUUGGCAGCACUCAGUGGCUUCCUAGCGACAUCGCUUGGUCUCCUUCAGGCGAUGCCAAGAUUACUAGUUACAUCAACAAUCUACAUCCAGACGAUCAUAAGGAGUUAUACGCAGUUCUUGAGCAGUUCGUUGCCGCCGCGGUGCCCCUUUGGGAAUUAUGUCUAUAUACAUACUCAUGCCCACGGAUCACCCAAGAACCCCUAGGCGAUGAGGAAGAUUUCUACAUCCCUGAAGGCGUGGUCUAUGAUCGUCCACCGCUUCAGGAAGACGAGGACGAGGAGGACUAUUUGUAUACAGAUGAAUACUUCGAUUGGAGAAACGAGCACCACAUACUUGUUUGGCCAGAGCCAGAUGACUAUCGUCAUUCUCGCGCAUGCUCUUCUCACGCACGCUCUGCAGAGAUGCAGCCCAAUCUCCGAACCAAGUUCCCUGAUGGAAUUCAAGUGAUCUUCAAGCUCGCCAACAUCCAUCUAUCGCCUUCCGAUCCCAAAUUCGAAGGCGGCUCUCUACACAUCGAAGGCGCGCUCAAUGACCGCAUUGUAGCAACAGCACUCUUCUACUACGAUUGUGAAAACAUCACUGAAAGUGCUCUGACUUUUCACCACCCUGUGGACGCUGAGGAAUUGCGCAUGGUCCCCCCGCAGAACGAAUACGAGUCCUUGGAACGCUGGCUGGGAAUCUCAACUGAUGACGCGGCGCUGCAGCUGCUUGGGAGGGUGAUCACGCGGGAGGGGAGGUUCAUCGCAUUUCCUAAUGUGCUGGCUCAUCAAGUACAACCGUUCGAACUCGUCGAUAAAAACCGGCCAGGCCACAGGAAGAUCCUAGCUAUGUUCCUUGUCGACCCGCAUACGCGUGUCCUGUCGACAUCCGUUGUGCCACCUCAGCGUAAAGACUGGUGGGCUCGGGAGGUUAGGAAGGUCAGUCCGCUGCGUGAAUUGCCGAGGGAGAUAUUUGAUUUGAUCAUUGAAUUCGUCCAUGGCUUCCCCAUGAGCUGGGGAGACGCGCUGGCCACUCGGGAAGUCCUGAUGCGCGAGCGAACCUCGAUACGAGAAGAAUUCGACGAAGAGAUGAGGAUGGUGAGUUUGCAGUUUUCUUUGUGAUUCUUACGCUCCCUCCCCAUGGCAUAAAGAUAUUGGAAACUAAUUUGUUGCUCUGUAGAACGUAUAUAACUUCUGUGAGCAUUGAACAAUAUUUCGUAUAACUAGUGGUUAAAAGAAUAUCAAGACACGUUAUGUUAUGAGCUUUUCAUGCUUGCGCUUGUUUCGUACGGGGAUUUCGCGAAGGUCCAUCCAAUAUAGUGACAUAGCUCGACCAAUUCAAAGAGAUCACAAUUU
Xylaria bambusicola is the source of this 2351-nucleotide messenger RNA. RefSeq lists its product as uncharacterized. The record is from RefSeq and is a predicted model, not a curated record. Bases 345 to 2117 code for a protein of 590 amino acids. Lineage: Eukaryota; Fungi; Ascomycota; Sordariomycetes; Xylariales; Xylariaceae. The transcript is spliced from 3 exons.